This is a messenger RNA of Durio zibethinus, 594 nucleotides long. Lineage: Eukaryota; Viridiplantae; Streptophyta; Magnoliopsida; Malvales; Malvaceae. The record is from RefSeq and is a predicted model, not a curated record.
AUGGUAAACUACAAUGAUCCUACUUAUUUGAAAGAUAGAGCCAUUUUGUUUCCCACCAAUGAAGAUGUUGAUAAGGUUAAUGAUUACAUUCUAUCGAAACUUCAUGGAGAGUCCAAAAAGUACUUGAGUUUUGAUAAAUUAUGUCCUGAUUCAGGCUCCGUUGAUGAACAGUCUAUUCUAUUUCCAACUGAAUUUUUUAACACCUUAAAAUUUCCUGGAAUUCCUAAUCAUGAGUUAGAGUUGAAAGUGGGUGUUCCUGUUAUUCUGUUGCGAAAUAUAAACCAUUGUGAAGGCCUAUGCAAUGGCACAAGAUUGAUAAUUACAAAGUUGGGAACAAGGAUCAUUGAAGCUGAAGUUGUGACUGGAAGCAAUAUUGGUAAACGAGUUUUUAUCCACCGUAUAAUCAUGUCCCCUACUGACACAAAAUGGCCUUUUACUCUGAUGCGUAGGCAAUUCCCAUUGAAAUUGUGCUUUGCAAUGACUAUCAAUAAAAGUGAAGGUCAGACUUUUAAACAUGUUGGUGUUUAUCUACCAAAACCAGUGUUCAGUCAUGGCCAAUUGUGUGUGGCUGUCUCAAGGGUUACUUCUCGCUAA